AUGCUGGCUUCGAAAAUGCUGCUGCCAGCUCAAAGGAGCUGCGCAGGCCUGGUAGGCUCUCCAGCCAUCCGCCUUCUUCUCACCAGACAGUAUGCCACCGCGAGAAAAUCCGCCGAGAAGCCUUCCUCCAAGACGUCUGUGUUGCUAGCCAGUCCAUUUGCCGGCUCUCAGUCUUCCGAAAAGUCUCAAAAGGACACCGCCAUCAUGCGCACCUACAAGCCACGGACACCGGGCGUGCGACACUUGAAGCGCCCCAUCAACGACCACCUGUGGAAGGGUCGCGCCUUUAUGCCUCUGACCUUCCCCAAAAAGGGCCAUGGCAAGGGCGGCCGCAACUCAUCCGGAAAGAUCACCGUCAGACACCGUGGAGGUGGUGCCAAGAGGAGGAUACGCAUCGUCGACUUUCAUCGACGGCUGCCCGGUCCACAUCUUGUCGACCGCAUAGAACACGAUCCCGGCCGCAGCGCUCACAUUGCCCUGCUCACGAAUGAGUCAUCGGGUCGCAAGAGCUACAUUGUGGCCGCCGAGGGCAUGCGCGCUGGCGACAUUGUUCACAGCUACCGUUCAGGUAUACCCGCAGAUCUCCUCGCCGCCAUGGGCGGUGUGAUUGAUCCUGGUAUUCUGGCUGCCAAGACUGCGUACAGAGGCAACUGCUUGCCCAUGCACAUGAUUCCUAUCGGAACCGUUGUCUUCAAUGUUGGCUCGACGGCCAGGGGCGGCGCCGUCUUCUGCCGGAGCGCUGGCACUUAUGCCAUUGUCGUGUCCAAGGAGGAAGAGACCAGGGACGACGGAACUAAGGUCAUGACGGGCAAGUAUGUUAACGUCCGUCUUCAGAGCGGCGAGAUCCGCAGAGUCAGCAAGGACGCCUGCGCCACUAUUGGAGUUGCCAGCAACCCUCAUCAUCAGUACAGGCAGUUGGGCAAGGCUGGACGAAGCCGCUGGCUGAACAUUCGUCCGACAGUUCGUGGUGUUGCCAUGAACUCUGUUGAUCAUCCCCACGGUGGUGGUCGUGGAAAGUCCAAGGGUAACCGUCACCCGACCAGUCCUUGGGGCACUCCGGCCAAGGGAGGUUACAAGACCCGUCGUAAACACAACUUCAACAAGUGGGUUGUCGAGGCCAGAGUACGAAAUAUGGGCAAGAGGAGAGACAAGAGCCAGGCAUAA
Molecule: messenger RNA, 1164 nt
Organism: Colletotrichum karsti
Lineage: Eukaryota; Fungi; Ascomycota; Sordariomycetes; Glomerellales; Glomerellaceae
Exons: 3
Coding region: 1-1164 (387 amino acids)
Biological process (GO): cytoplasmic translation
Cellular component (GO): ribosome; large ribosomal subunit
Molecular function (GO): RNA binding; structural constituent of ribosome; transferase activity
Source: RefSeq, a predicted model, not a curated record